This is a messenger RNA of Corticium candelabrum, 1380 nucleotides long. Its product is annotated as jerky protein homolog-like. The record is from RefSeq and is a predicted model, not a curated record. Gene Ontology annotation, molecular function: DNA binding. Lineage: Eukaryota; Metazoa; Porifera; Homoscleromorpha; Homosclerophorida; Plakinidae. Gene Ontology annotation, cellular component: nucleus. The coding region runs from base 1 to 1380 and encodes 459 amino acids. The transcript has 3 exons.
AUGGGCAGUGACCAACACACGUGCUCUAUGGCGUCCAAGCAAUCACGGAAACGGUCAGUUAUUACUCUAGAGAAGAAGUUGAAGUUAAUUAGUGAAUUGGAAAAGGGGCAAUCAUUUCGACUAGUCUCUCAGCAUUAUAACAUUCCGAAGUCAACGUUGGCUGACAUCUGGAAAAGCAGAGACAAGAUUUCACGCCAUGUGUCAGGUAGUGAAAUUCCAGACGGUGCAAAGAAGCGUCGAGUUGUAAAGGAGCCGCAGUUUGAGAAGAUCGACGAGGCAUGCUACAUGUGGUUUGCGCAACAGAGAGCGAAGGGAGCCUCGGUGUCAGGACCUUUAUUGCAAGAGAAAGCCUUGGCCCUGUUCCCUUCGCUUUAUCCUGACGAAGAAUGGACCAGUUUUAAAGCUAGCUCUGGUUGGCUGCAAAAGUUUUGCAGAAGACAUGGAAUUCGUUCUAUGACACUUCAGGGUGAAAGUCUGUCUGCUGACUUGGAGGCUGUGGACCCCUUCUGUCAUGAAUUUCGAACCAUGUUGGAUCGUGAGGGAUAUAGCAAGGACCAAAUAUUUAACGCGGACGAAACUGGACUCUGGUGGAGACUGCUUCCAUCCAGAUCACUUGUUUGUUCUGGGGAGAAGAAGGCAUUGAACUUCAAAAAAUCCAAGGACAGGAUUACACUGCUGGGUUGUGCUAAUGCGUCUGGUACAUUUCGCAUGCCUUUGUGCACCCGCUCACCCUCAGUGGAAAUCCUAAAGUCAAGGGACGGAAAAGUGAGCACUCUCUUUCUUCCAACGAACACGACAUCACUGAUACAGCCUAUGGAUCAAGGAGUUCUCGAAGCAUGUAAACAAAGAUACAGAAAACAUCUCCUCCGGUACCUGAUUGUUGAGAAUGAAAAAUCAUGGAAUGAGGCUGCUGGUGAUAGUCUGAGGAAAGCCUGGAAUAAACUUUUACCUACUGACACCAUCUGUGUGAGCGACAGUUGGGAUUCAACCGACAACCUUGAAAUGUUGGAACUUUUCUCAGAACUGGGGUACAUCGAAGGUACUGAUUCUUGGCAAACUCCUGAAGAGUGGCUAAAUGAAGACAACUUUGAUCCUGGUCAUCAGCUGUUGACCGACAGCGAAAUUGUUGCAGAGGUAUUGGGUGAACAAACCAAUGAAAGUUCAGACUCAGAUAGUGAAGAUGCAGGAUCCAAAGAAGCAGCAACAGUGACUAAUGCAGAGGCAUUUGAAGCUCUAGGUACAGUUCUUGAGUGGUUAGAAGCCAGAGGGGACACUGAUUCUUCGCAUUUACUCCUAGUAAAGAAAUGGAAGGAUACAGCAGCUAGACUUCGUAGGAAAUCGAUGGUACAGAAUAAAGUCACCACAUACUUUACCAAGUAA